AUGCUGGCCGUGGUAGCCAUCUUACUGCUUGGAGCUGUGCUAGCGUUCUCUGGCAACAGCAGCAGUGCUGGCUGCACCGGGCCGCGCUGCGGGGUGCAGCUGCUCGGCGCAGAGGGCGCAGCCACGGGUGCCGGCGCCGUGGCUGCAGCCACGUGGGACCGCACUGUGGCGGCGUUGCCCAAGGCUGUCACCGCCGCCGAGAACUCCAGCAAGUAUGUGCGGCGCCACAUCGCGCCCGACGUCAUCUCGCCGCUCGCGGCGACGCUCAAGGCGAACGGCGUCACCGCCGUCGCCAUUGUCGGCUGCAAGGCGAGCGCGCCCGUUGCCGCCAAGUUCAAGGAAGCCCGCGUGGCUCACCAGUGCGUCGACACGCUGGACAGCGCCCAGUCCUUCGUCCACGCACACGGUACAGCGCCGGCCGCGGUAGUGCGCGUGAAGGUCAAGGCCCGGCCUGAGGGCGCCGCGCCGGAGCUGCUCUUCGGCCACCUGCUCGGCGGCCUCUCUGCGCCCGUGACGGCAGAGGUCCUGGUCGCGAGCGACGAGGGCCGACUGCCCGUGCGCGCCGCGCUGGCGCACCCGCCCAGCUGGACGCGGUCGGCGGGCAUGCGGGAGCUGUGGUUUGUGCAAACGAGCGUCUUCCUGGACACGUUCAACAAGAUCUACCGGGAGAGGAUCUGGAGCAACGCGGGCGGCGGCAGCGGCGAGGGGUCGUCGCUGGAGUACACGGCUGCGGUCCAGCAGGCCCUCCCUAAGCUGAUCAAGAAGUACGACAUCAACUCCAUGCUGGACUCGUCCUGCGGCAGCAUGCACUGGAUGCCCCGGGUGCUGGCGGAGGUCGAGGAGGACAAGCCGCGCUUCAAGUUUUACGGCAGCGACGUGGUCUGCGACCUCACGGCGCAGCACACGAAGAACUUCACCAUGAAGGGCCACCGCAACUGGCGGUUUGGGUGCCACGACUAUGCGAACCAGCCGCUGCCGAAGGGCUACGACUUGGUGUGGAGCCGCGACAGCCUGCAGCACGUGACCCUGAACGCCGCUUUCCAGUUCCUCAACAACGUGAGGGCCACCGGUGCCAAGUACCUGCUGGUGGGCACCUACCUCGAGAACAAGAUCAACCUCAACAUCACGGCGGGCGAAUACUACCCGAUCAACCUGCUGCAGCCGCCCUUCAACGUGCGCACCAAGCCCCUGGAGAUCAUCGACGAGCGCAGCGAGGUCGUCGAGAAGCCCACGGCGGACAAGAAGUUCAUGCUGCUGUUUGACAUGUCACAGCUCGAAUGGGAUGACGACCUCGCGUGGGUGGAGUGA
This is a messenger RNA of Monoraphidium neglectum, 1308 nucleotides long. RefSeq lists its product as hypothetical. The record is from RefSeq and is a predicted model, not a curated record. Bases 1 to 1308 code for a protein of 435 amino acids. The transcript has 4 exons. NCBI's taxonomy places the organism in Eukaryota, Viridiplantae, Chlorophyta, Chlorophyceae, Sphaeropleales, Selenastraceae.